AUGCUCAGAACAUUGUGGAUCCAUCGUCUUCCACACAAUGUGCAAGCAAUUUUAGCCGCGCAACAAGAGCUUGCAUUAGACAAGCUCGCAGAAUUAGCCGAUUUAAUUAUCGACGUGAGUUCGCGAAAUCGCCCUUCGGUUUUAGAAGCUGUAAUAAAUAGUGCGUCUCUCGACCUGUUAUUACAAAAAUUUGACCAAGUUGUGACUACAAUGACUAAAAAAAUGGGCAUAAUGCAAGCACAAAUCGCGGAAAUUCAGAAUAAAAGAGACAAUAAUCGGUCCGGUAAUCGCGGUAGAUUUCAUUCUCGCGGUCGGUCACAAUCUCGCGGAAGAAGUGAGUCAAAUGGUGUUUGUUGGUAUCACAACCGUUUCGGUGAUAAAGCGACAAAAUGUACGACGCCAUGUUCGUACAAACCGGGAAACGAAACGGCCAGUCGUUAA
Leptopilina heterotoma is the source of this 441-nucleotide messenger RNA. RefSeq lists its product as uncharacterized. NCBI's taxonomy places the organism in Eukaryota, Metazoa, Arthropoda, Insecta, Hymenoptera, Figitidae. The transcript has a single exon. The record is from RefSeq and is a predicted model, not a curated record. Bases 1 to 441 code for a protein of 146 amino acids.